Cuscuta epithymum is the source of this 2436-nucleotide messenger RNA. The record is from the annotation of a GenBank genome assembly. NCBI's taxonomy places the organism in Eukaryota, Viridiplantae, Streptophyta, Magnoliopsida, Solanales, Convolvulaceae.
GAAGUUUGUUUACUACUACCUCCGUCCCGCUAGAAGAUUCUCAUAGCAAAACGACACGGUUAUUUAGGUGAUAAUUAAAUAAAGUACUUCGAGUUUAUUUUGAGAAAUAAUUUUAAUAGGUAUAUAUUAUAAUGUGUUAGCAUUGAUAACUGUGAUGUUAUAAAUGUAUUAUUUGUAAUAUUUAAUGACUAAUUUGUCACUUAAGAUUGUUAAUUGUUUCCUAAAAUGGAAAUGAGAACCUUAUAACGGGACGUCCAAAAAAGGAAAGUGGAAACCUUCUAACGGGACGGAGGGAGUAAUCUUUUUGAGAAAAAAACAUGUUCAAGUCAAUUAAAAUAAAAGCGCAGUAGUGCACGCUGAACCAGAGUCAUGACGAUUGGUGCAGCGCCGUUGAUCAUCUACCGCUUACGGUGAAGGAUUUUGAACACAGCUAGCUCUCAACCGCUUACAACGAGGAUUCGGCUAAGAACAGUCCGUCUAAGAACCAAAUUCAGAAGAUCGCGAACCCUAAUCGCCGGCAUGGGGCGGAGCAGUCGCCGUCGAUAUGUGCACACAUAUGACUCUCGACUAAUCUAGGGUGUAAGUUUGCGGUUUACAUCUCUGGGUUCAAUUUUCCUUUCUAUGUGUCGUCUCGAGUCUUUUUCUCGGUGGUUUUGUCUCCCUCGUUUCGUGGAGAAGUAUUUUGUCCUCGCCGGUUGUUAAGCAGCCUGGUCGAGUGUUGUUUGGUUAUUGUGUAAACUAUGGGGUGUGUAAGUUGUAAUUGCAGGGGUCUGAGGAACCCGCCCACUGUCCAAGUUUUAGCGGAUAUUGUUUCGACUUAUCGCCCAUCCAUUGUCUUCCUCAUGGAGACGCUCACUAGGUUGCCGAAGAUGAAAAGCAUUAGAAGAACAUUGGGUUUUCAGCAUGUGUUUUCGGUGGAUUGUGUGGGCCGAAGUGGUGGAUUGGCGCUGCUAUGGAAAGAUGAUUAUGAUAUAACUGUUGAAAGCUCGUCUUGGAACCAUAUUGAUGUACAGGUCACAGGCGGUUUGUCUCAAUUAACAUGGCGGCUCAUUGGGUUCUAUGGCUGCCCGGAGAGUGACAGACGCAGGGCCUCGUGGGAACUUGUUAAAGAGCUGGCAGAUUGUAGUGAUCUCUCGUGGUUGGUUGUGGGCGAUUUUAAUGACAUUAUGCAGGAACAUGAAAAAAGAGGGUGAUGCCCUAGACCUUUGGAUGAUGGCGGGAUUUCGUGAUGCGGUGUGGGGCAGUGGAUUGAUAAAUGUUCCUUUUGAUGGCUACCAGUUCCUUUUCAUUUUCCUUUGGAUUCAUUUCCUUUCUCAUUCUUCACUCCCGCUCCCUUCUUCUUCCCUGCGCACGCCUGCACAUUUUUUCUUUCUUUCCCAUUCUCUUCUUUCUCUACUUCUCUGGCCUCACUUCACCCUUCUCACCUCCCUCCGACUUCACUCCCGCUCCCCACUUCUCCUCCGUCGACUAGGGCGGCGUCCGAAUUGAAGCUACAGCGGAUCUGGAAAUGGCCGGCCUAGAGGUCUCACGGAGCACCGUCGCCGACCUGGAAGUUUAACAGAAGCCAUCGACUCGUGGGCAGUAGAUGAGCGAUUUGUGAGAAGGAGGCGUCCGCCACUCCGGCAUGUAGUUGGUACCCGAGAAUCUCCGGCGACGUGGGUCUCUCUCAAGCUGCGGAGUGAAGGACUGGCCGACGACUGGUGGGUGGGAAUUGGGAGAAGAAAGGGUUGACGUUGAUGGAAGAAAUGGAAGAAGUGGUGAAUACGAAAGGAGCAGGAGAAGGAAAAAAGGAAAAGAAAAAAACGAAAAAAAAAACGAAAAAAAAAAAACUGUCAUGUGGGUCUCCAUGUGUGUGCAGUAACCGAUCAAAAAAUUCAUUACCGGUUAAAAGGGAAGGUUUGCCACUUAAAAAUGAGUUCCAGGGUUUGAUUGAGCGGAAUUUUAAUCGAGGGUCUAAUUGAUUUUGUAAAGAAAAAAUUGACAAGAAUAAUCACACCUUUCACUGUUAUCAUAAUAACCCCACCUUUACAUAAUCCCAGAAUAAUCCCACCUUUGCACCCAUCUUCUUUCAUUGGACGGUUUUUUUAAAUCUUUUAUAAAUAAUCCCACCUUUGUAGGUCAUCAAUAGGUCAGGGUCCAAUGAAAGAAGAUGAGGUGCAAAUGUGGGAUUAUUCUUGGAUUACAUAAAUGUGGGAUUAUUAUGAGAAGAUCAAUAAAAGGUGGGAUUGUUCUUGUCAAUUUUUCCUUUUUUUUUUAAAAAAGUAGAGGUGCUUAUUUGAUAGUGUUCCCUAAUAUACUACGUACAUGCUUUGGUAGUCUCGUAUUUACUCGUAUUACUCAUUUCUUUGAUUACAAACUAAUACGAGUACUACCUUCGUCCCACUAUGUUUGGGACAAGAGAGUGUGACACAACAUUUUUAAAAAAGUGGAAUUGAG